Molecule: messenger RNA, 20008 nt
Organism: Cydia pomonella (codling moth)
Lineage: Eukaryota; Metazoa; Arthropoda; Insecta; Lepidoptera; Tortricidae
Gene: Obsc
Product: obscurin
Exons: 65
Coding region: 289-19266 (6325 amino acids)
Biological process (GO): homophilic cell-cell adhesion; protein phosphorylation
Cellular component (GO): plasma membrane
Molecular function (GO): protein kinase activity; protein binding; guanyl-nucleotide exchange factor activity
Source: RefSeq, a predicted model, not a curated record
UAAAAAUUGGCAGUUAUUCUUUUGUUAUGCACGUUUACUUCGCGUUGGUGUUAUUACCGAUAUUCUUAAACUUGCUUGUAUGAAACUGUGUCAUACGGAGCAAAUCCAUCUUUCUUUUGUUUAUAAAUAACCUGUAACCGGAACAAGCUUUCUGCCCCACACCGUCUGUAGGUGCGCGAACGCCGCUCGGCAGUCUCUCUGCGACCUCCGCAACGCGCGCAAGCGUACAAGCUCCGCUAACAAACAAAACAUUUCUUAUCUCAAGUAAACAAAUAUGAUCGCGUGAACAUGUCGUUCUGUAGAAUUACUGGCCGCAGCCGCGGGCUGCCCAAGCCGCACUACUUCCCGGUCCUCGCUCCGAUCUCCCCUGCGGACGCCAAGCGAUGCUGCAGGAUCACCGGCAAGUCCUACGGACUGCCUUCUCAUCACUACAUUCCAGUGCUUCUGACCGCCCGCUCUGGCAGAAAGAAGUGCAAAAUCACUAACGUCUCCGGCGAACUCGGCCCGCACCACUACGCUCCAGAAAUCAACUACGGCAACAGAAAACAUGACAUUCUACCGGACUUCCGAUAUAUUUUCCCCGUAUUGGACGGCUCGACGGAUGCGCAAAAGGCUUUAAUGGAUAUGCUGCUGACGAAACAUGUUAAUGACGACAAACGUUAUGUGUAUACCGUACAAGAAAGAAGAUGCAGUUUAGUAUUCUCCGCUCAAAUGGAGCAGGCAGUACGCGACGGCGAUGUUAGAGACGUGAUGUUAGCGAAAGAUUCGGACACAGUGCUAAUAAAAACGAAACAGGGCCGCAGUGUUUCCAUGGACUUUAAGGAUUUCACAGAAGAUGUUGAAAUGUAUGAAGGUGAAGGGCCUAAUGCAGAGGUGCUGUUACAAAGGGAAAAGGAAGAAUUAGAGGAAAGAAAAAAGAAGAGAAAACGUGCCGCUGGAUUAUCUUCAAUGAAGAAAAUAUUUGAAAACAAAGAAAAACUGGCUGAAGUACAAGAGCUGGAAGAGGAAAAGCAGAGGCAAGAACGUCUCGCCAAAAAGGCUAAAUUAGACACAAAACACGAAAAGCAUGACAUAAAAAGCUUCAGUUGUAACAAUUUUGAUGUGAGCCACAUGCGUUCUAAGUCCAGUAUAGUUAGUUGCACCGCCGAGUGGACGGAGCGAAUGCAUCCGUUAAUAGAAUCAUGGGACUGGGAGCUGUUUGAGAAGGAAGCUGGUAAUAAACAAGUAAUGCCAACGGCAACCCAAUUGCCGACACCUGUUAAAAUAACCCCAUACCACUGCGAAGCUGAGAUUUAUGAGUCUGAACAAAAUAUUAGCGAUGUGUCAAUUCCGCUGGAAAGUGUACCGUGUGUGAAUCCCCUUAAAGUUCCAAAGGAACGUCCGUCCGAAAUAAUCCUAAAUGCAGUGAAAGAAUUAAGCGAGGAGCGUUUGAAUGAAACGAUGAAUAUCGAAGAGAAAUUACUCUCUGAAAACAAGGUUGACAUGCUUCCGUCGUUGGAUAUAUUACCGGAUGUUAUUAAAAAUAUAAAGAAGGGCAAGAGAGAAAAAAUAGCUAAAGUUUCUGGUUUGACGAUAGACAUAAACAAAGCGAAAAAGUUUAUCCCCGGACAACAUGUCAAUACACCACAAGGCCCAGUAUUUGUUCCGGGCCAGACUGUGGAAACUCCAGUUGGUCCCUUGUUUGUUCCUGGCCUUAGUGUGAAUACGCCCGAUGGCCCAGGGCUUAUACCGGGACAUAUUGUCACAAAUGAAAAUACCAACGAACCUUUCUUCCUCGCGGGGCAAGUGCUGCAAACUUCGAAUGGAGAGGAAUUCGUAUGUGGACAAGUAAUGAAAAAUAAAGAUAAUGACCACCGCUUUACAGAAGGCCAAACAGUUGUAUCCGAAGAAGGCUUGAAAUUUGUACCAGGGAAAGUUCUACAUAGCGGCUCUCAAGAAAUAUUUGUACCUGGCCAAACGAUAAUGACUCCGGAAGGUGUUCAGUUUAUUCCGGGACAAACUAUGACUGACAGCAAAGGAGUUAUUUUUACACCUGGACAAAACGCAAAGAUAAAUAAUGACUGGCAGUUCGUGCCAGGACAGGUGGUGCAUCAAGAUGAUGGAUUGCAGUUUGUGCCUGGAGCAACAAUAGCGACACCAAACGGACUGAAGUUUGUACCGGGUCAAACCGUUUCCGUUGACGGUGAAACGAUCUUUGUACCUGGUAUCACAAAAACAACAAGCAGCGACAGUUUACAAUUCGUUCCGGGUACCACAGUGGAAACAAUCGAUGGACCGAAAUUUAUUGAAGGUCAAAUAGUGCACACCGAAUAUGGAGAAAAGUUUAUGCCCGGAAAAACUAUAGUGGAAACUAAUGGGCACGUGGAGUUUUCAGUUGCAAAGUCCGUGGAAGAUAUCACGUUCUCAGAAUCUGCUCCUACUGGAUUACCAAUCGAUAUCAAGACAUGCUCGCUGUCUGAGGAGUCCUUGUAUGUUUUUGGUCACAUGGUUCAAACAGCGAAGGGUAUCGAAUUUUACCCCGGCCCAAGAAUGCCGAAUAUUGAUGGCAAAGUCGUCCCCGGUCGGCUCAUUAAAAACGAAUUAAACCAGUCACGCUUCGUUCCCGGAAUGAUGGUAGAGGGUGUUUUUGUACCCGGUCAAAUAGUAUUUACUGAAAACGGAGAACAAUUUGUCCCUGGCCAAGUGGUUGAUACUAGCGAUGGACCCAAAUUUGUUCCUGGGCAAGUAGUAAAUACAAGAAAUGGCCCUAAGUUUGUUCCAGGGCAAACUAUUCAUACAAUCGAUGGGCCCCGUUUUGUACCAGGACAAAUUAUUGAAACGAAGGCUGGUCCCACUUUUAUACCUGGCCAAGUUAUUUCCACGGAAGAUGAAGGUUCAAGGUUUGUUCCUGGUCAAGUGGUUGACACUGAAGAAGGACCCAGAUUUGUUCCCGGAAGAGUUAUUGAAACUGAUGACAACGGAGUCACAUUUGUGCCUGGACAAAUUGUUCAAACUCCUGAAGGACUCAAAUUUAUUGCCCCUGAUCUAACAGAAGGCGAAGAAGGUCUUGAAUUCUCCGUACAAAGCUUUGUUGUCACUCCAGAGGAGUUGAAGUUACUGAAAGUAAAAACGAAUCCAAAUGAUACCACUUCAACUAAAGGAGAGUUGAGUAUUGAUACCAAGAUGUUAAGACAGCUUUCUGAAGCAGGAAUGUCUAUUGGAAGGCAAGUACCAGCAGAUUUACCUGCUAUCAGUGUAAUUUUAAACCACACGCGUAACGUAGAAGCCUUGAAGGCAUUUGUUACUGAUUAUGGCCUUAAAGAUGAAAUAGCAAACCAAUUGAUGGAUGUGAUUACGUCAAUCAUUGAAAUGAGUGCCCAUUUGAAAUCUGAAUUACACGAAAUUGACGAAGAAAAAAUAAAUGACAGAAAGAGUAGAGUUAAUAAGAAAAGAUUAGAAAUGCAGGAGACUGGAUAUGUUGGUGGUAAUGGCCAAAGUGCACAGCAAGAACAUGUUAAAAAUUCUAUAGCAGCAGCAGUCUUGGCUGCUCUAGUCACUGCUGAACAAUUCGAAGAGGUAAACAACAAUAACGGCAGGGAAAAGUAUAAAUUAAUCUUAAAAUCUAUUGAUACCAUUUUAGGAAAAACCAUAGACGAAGACUUAGUUUCUGCUAUGUUCGAAAUUUUACAAAAAAAUGAAGACAAAGAAUUCUUGUGUGAGGAAAUAUUGGAAAAUACAACACAACCAAAAGUAGAAUUGAUCAAAAUUGCAAUUAAUAGCUCCUUACAGAAAAAUGCGAUCAGUGAAGAAGAAAUCAUUGAGAAAUUCGGUGAUUUCCUAAGCAGUGAACAUGAAGUUUUAGGACCGGCUUUCAAGAAUAUCACUAAAAACGACACAAAUAUCUUACACCAUGUUUUGAGUCAUAUUUCAGACUCAAUCUCGUUUAUAAAAACUGAACAUGAAGCCGCAGAGACACUCCAAAAAGCUAUUGUAUCUGCCGUACAAGAGGCGAGUGCAAAGGAAUUAGAAAUUUUAAUAAAUGAUACAGAAAGUAAAAAUUUAAAAGAAUUAAUAGUUCAAUCUGUUGGUUUGGCGAAAAUUCUCGGAAUGCGCGAUGUAGCCGCUAGUCUCUUGUCAGUUGCGAACGACGAACAAUGUUUAUCUAAAAUAGCAAGCGACCCAACAAGUCUAAACAUUUUGAAACGCCUGACAGUCAUGCGGAAACUCGCAGACAAAACACCAAGCUUACACUCGGCUUUAAAGAAAUUGGAGACUGACCCAGAACUGGCUCGAACAGAUCCCAAACUACGGGAUCUGGUGAGAGAAAGUGGUGCGCUUAUGAUCGUUCCUGAGGAGCCUGCUUUGAUGACAUCGGCAGAUGUGCCUUUGAGUUUGCUUGAUCCCGAAAAUAGCUUGGCCAUGGAAGAUUUCCUUUUGCAACAUAAAAAGCAUAAAGGGGCUUUGUUAAUAAUGAAAAGAGGUCUCCAAUGUGUGAUUCCCAGAGAAGCUAGCCGAGCUGUAUUGUCAGGACAAGUAGGUUACACAGUUCUUGACGAAAGUGGAAUAAGGCAUUUCGAGCCAUUAAGCGUCUUUUCAGCCUUAAAUUUGAGUCAACCUACAGCACACCGUUUUUCCAUGUACAGCUGUCUUAUCGCUGAUAAUCAUGAGGACGAUUCAGAAGACUUAACGGGAUACUGUAAUGGUAUAACCAAUAACCAACGGAUUAGAUUAGGCGGAUGGUCAAGCGGGAGUCGCAGAUACAGCGGAGUUUUACUCGAUAGAGAAAACACUAGGAGUCGGAUGAGUAGUUUGGAUUACACACCAAGUUACAAACGCUACCCCUCGAGAUCUCUCUCAAGGUCGAGAUCUAGUUGUAGCAGAAGUCCUCCUAAGGUCGAAGACGUAGUGGUAGCCACGACAGACUACACGGCUUCAGCCGACGACGAAGUGUCUCUAAAAGCCGGAGAUAUUGUAGAAGUUCUCGACACAAAGGCAGCCCUCGGAUCCAAGGCACGCCUGAACGACCCUGGUCUGGACCUCAAGGUGGAACUCCUGGACUCCAGCGCAGCCAAGCACAAAGCCGCAGUCAGACCUAAGAAGAACCAUCCGAAAGGCAAGAGUGUGAAGACUGAGGAAAGAUGGAUGGUCCGAGUGCUAGAAGAUGUGGAUGCUGGCGAGAUCCGAUCUCGGCAGGGGCUGGUUCCGGCCAGGAUAUUACGAGACACAAGAGCGGCGGAGCGGGACACCACAGCAUCAGCUGCAAGACGACAAGCUGUGGUCCGCGAGCUGAUCGAGACAGAAGAGGAAUUCGGCCGAGACAUCCAGCAAGUUGUCUCCCAGUACAUGAGACCUAUGGAAAAAGCGACAACACCCAAACCAGUCUUCGACAACAGGGAACUACUGUUCUCCAACUUUAGGCAGAUUGCCGAGUUCCAUAACACGAUACUCCUAGAAGGCAUCAAAUACUACGCGAGCGAGCCGCGCAUGCUCGGCCGAGCCCUCCUGCGCAUGGAGCGCGAAUUCGACAAGCACGUCGCGUACUGCCGCGACGAGCCGCGCGCGCAGCAUCUGCUCGCCAACGAUCCUGAGGUGGCCAAGUACUUCCAGGAUCUAGCUGACGACCUCGGUGACGACAAGGGCAUCACCGAGCAUCUGAAGCUACCGAUACAGCGGAUCAACGACUACCAGCUUCUUCUUAAGGAGUUAGUAAAAUACUCCAAACGCCUCGGCGAAGAUUGCACGGACCUCCAGAAAGCUCUAGAACUUUUCCUCGGCGUCCCCAACCGCGCCACCGACAACAAGUUUAUUGCGAGCAUCGAAGGUUACCGUGGUAACAUCUUCAAGCUUGGCCGACUUCUCACCCACGACUGGUUCACCGUCACCGACUCAGACGGCAAGCAUAAGGAGCGCUACCUCUUCCUCUUCAAGGCUAGGAUUCUCAUCUGCAAGGUCAAGAGGGUAUCUGAUGAUAGAUCUGUGUUCGUGCUCAAGGACAUUGUCAAGCUACCAGAAGUCGAGGUAGACGACCUUUCAGCUGAUCCGCUCAAAUUUAAGCUUCACCAGAAAUCGCCCCCGCUCUCCGUGACUUUAGCGGCCCACAAAGAACAGGUCAAGCACAACUGGCUGAAGGAGAUCUUGCAGAAUAUCAGCGACGUCGUUGCAUUAGCCGAACACGCGGCCGAUGACUUACAACUAUUAACACCAGAAGCAGCUACUCCAGCAGAAGUAGCUUCUCCAGAAGCAGCUUCCCCGCAAGCAGCUUCUCCAGAGCCAGCUGAAGAGAAGAAGAAAAAGCGAGAGCACGCUAAAGACGCUAAAGCAGCUGAGGUCCAAGAAAAACGAUCUAAAGUUGAAGCUGAAAAGCAGUCUAAGGUCGAAAAUAUAGAAGUUGAAGAAGUCCUCACAAAAGAGCAAUCUCUUCAACAACUAAAAGCCAAGAGAAAGGCAUCUUUAGAAAGCGAGGUAGCUAAAAAACUUUCAAAGACCGAAACCAGCGAACUCCUUAGUGAAGUACAAGAAAUCACCAGCGCACAAAGUGAACUCACAUCAGGUUUAGAAACUAAAUCAUCUGUGAGCCACGAAAGUUCUAAAGUUAGUGAGUCAGUUAAAACUGCUAAGAAGGCGGGUAAGGCAGAGAUUAUAGAAGAAAGUGUUGAAUCAUCAGUCACUUCGAAAUCGUCUGUACGCGUGACAUCACUUGAGGAGAGUUUAAACGAAAGUGUAGUUCAAAGUUCAACUGUUCGCUCUUCAUACGAGGCGAGCUCUGAGAAGCAAUCUGCUCAAUCAUCAUCUGUCGAACAAAAAUCAUCAGUUUCGUCAGUUGAAGCUUCCAGAGUCGACCAGACGUCAUCAGAGGCGACUGUUGUCGAAAGAAAAUCUUCACUGACCUCUGCGUCACAUAAAACUUCCGAAAGGUCUGCUGCUGAGCGAAAGUCAUCGCAGGAAUCAGUAGUUUCUGCUGAACGAAAAUCAUCACAAGAGUCAGUAGUUGCCGCUGAGCGAAGAUCAUCACAAGAAUCGGUUGUCGAAAAAAACUCGUCGCAAGCUAGCGUUGAGAAAACAUCAUUACAAGCGACCACAGAUGAACAAAAAACCACAUCAUCUAGUCAUCUAGUUAAGAAAUCUGUAAUCUCAUCAAAACAGAAAUCACAAGAAUCCGUCCAAAGAACUUCUGCACAGUCUGAAGAAAAAUCAGAAGAGAAAACUAUUCGAGGUAGUGUACAAGAAGGUGCUACUGUAGAGAGUAAGGUAGAGGUAAAACAAUCGGAACAAAGAUCUGAAGAGAAAACUGUCGCUCGAGAGAGUGCAAAAGAAGGAGGAGUAGAGAGUAAGGCAGAGGUAAACGCCACCGGUGGCGUUACUACUGCUGAAGAAGGCAACGCAAACGGUCAAACUGUAGAAGAAGACGAAAUGUCGAGAUAUACCCGCAGUUCGCGGCUGUCUGGAGAAUACUCCAGCAGCUCCCGCAAGCUAUCGAGCGGGGGUCGCUACGAAUCUUCCUCCUACGAAAGCUCUGGCUACUCUCGUCGUGAAAGCGGCUCCAUCGAGGGCAGCACUCGCUACGAGUCCGCCAAGUACUCUAGCUCCAUUGAAGGAAGCAAAUAUGGCGUCGAAGGAAGCAAAUAUAGCGUCGAAGGAAGCAAAUAUGGCGCCGAAGGAAGCAAAUAUGGCGCCGAAGGAAGCAAAUAUAGCGUCGAAGGAAGCAAAUAUGGCACCGAAGGAAGCAAAUAUAGCGUCGAAGGAAGCAAAUAUGGCGCCGAAGGAAGCAAAUAUAGCGUCGAAGGAAGCAAAUAUGGCGCCGAAGGAAGCAAAUAUGAAAUCGAGUCCGAGUCCACCAGCAAACUCGACAGCAUCGCUGCCAAAUACGGCCUCGGCAAUAGCACCAGCAGGACUGAAACUUCGAUCGAGUCCAGCUACGAAACCGCCAGAAAUGGCGAAAGCAAAUACUCCAAGAUCGCCAAUGGUACUAUAAGUACCGGGGAAUACCAGUCAAGCAGGGUAAUCAAGUCCGAAUCUCAGGACGGAAAACCGGUAUUCACCAAGACUUUGGAAGGCCAGAAUAUUGAGCCCGGCGAAAAUGCCUCCUUCGAAUGCUCGCUCCGUUCUUCCGAAGCCGUUAAAAUCACUUGGCUGAAGGAUAACAAGCCUUUGACGGACCGUCUCAUGGACCGAGUGAACAUCACCAAUGAAGCCCACAAUCAUAAGUUGGAGAUUAUGCAUUGUAUGGAAGAUGAUUCGGGGACGUAUACUGCGAGAGCGGAGAAUGCUAAGGGAAACUCGCAUUGCACGGCGCAGUUGGUCGUCUCUCAGUUGACAGAUGAGGAACGCAGGGAGCGAAACGCUCUGAAUGCUCCGUACUUCAUCGUGGCGCUAAAAGAUACUGAGAUCAUGGAGAACACUUAUCUGCGCUUCAUGGUCAAAGUCAAGGGAGACCCCAACCCAGAAGUCAAGUUCUUCCGCGACGGCAAAGAAAUCAAGGCUACUUCGGAUUUCGACCGCGUCUCCAUCAUUCGCACCCGCGCUGAGAAGGGAUUCUUCGAACUGGUCAUUGCUGACGUCGUCCCUUCAGAUGCCGGUGUCUACUCAUGCCGGGCUAUGAACAUUUAUGGCGAAUGCUCUACUGAAGCCAAAGUUACCGUCGUCGAUGACAAGAACAUCUUUUUCGAACUGGCGCCUGGAGGUGAAGGGCUUCUGGCCAAAGGAGAGAAACCAAGCUUCACGUGGAAGCGAGACGGAGUGGACUUCGACCCUGAAGAGAGAUUCAAGGUGUUGCUGGGAGACGAUGAGGACUCUCUAGCGCUGGUGUUCCAGCAUGUGAAGCCAGAAGACGCUGGACUUUACACCUGCGUAGCCAAGACAUCUACCGGCAACAUCUCCUGUUCCGCUGAACUUACAGUACAGGGUGCCGUGACGGUUCUCCAACGUGAGCCUGAAAAGCCUAAACUCAUUAUCGAACACCGAGAGGCCAUCGUGUCCAUCGGAGCGUCGGCCAUGAUUGAGCUCACCUGCAAGGGCUUCCCUAAGCCCGAAAUUGUGUUCAAGAAGGAAGGAAAAGUUGUGGAAGCUGAUACUAGGCACAAGUUCCUCUACGAAGACGAUGAGACUAUGUCCAUGGUGAUUAAGAACGUGACGAGCGAAGAUGCUGGCACAUACCACGUGAUCGCCUCCAACGAGCUUGGAGAAGACACUACAACUCUACAGCUGGUUGUCAAAGCUGCGCCUAAGAUUAAGAAGAAGAUCGAAAAUCAGACUUGCAUGGUGUCAGCCACCCACACCGUGACCAUCGAAAUCGAGGGCACCCCGGCCCCAGACGUAUCCUUCUAUAAGGACGGCGUGGAGAUCAAGAGCUCGGAGCGUAUCCAGAUCGUCAAGGAGUCUGAUGAGGUCUACAAGAUCACCAUCAAGGAUGCCAAGCUGACUGAUACUGGCUCCUACUCCGUUGUAGCUAAGAACGAAGUGAAUCAAUGCAGUGACUUCUGGCAAUGGCACGUCACAUCCGCGCCCAAGAUCACCAAGAAAUUGGGCGAGACCAAGUUCUGUAACGAGAAAGAGACCGUCACCUUCAAGAUUGAGACAGAAGCGGAACCAGCACCGGAAGUUAAAUGGUUCAAGAAUAAGGUGGAACUACAAGAAUCUUCCACAGUGAAGUUUUCAUCUUCAGAGUCUGCGCACAGUCUCGUUAUCACGUCGGCUGCCAGAGCCGAUUCUGCAGAGUACUCUUGCGAGGUGCGCAACGUCCACGGCACAGUCACGGAUGAAUGUAGCCUGCGAGUGCGUGGCGCUCCCAUCUUCACGCAGAAACUCAAGGAUACAGUGGCAGCUGAAGGCGACGCCAAUGUGGAGUUAACUGUUGAUGUGGUGGCGUAUCCUGAACCUCAAGUUAAAUGGUACCUAGGCGACGUAGAAAUCUCCGAGAAGAAAUCCGUGUACAGCCGCGUAGACAACGGCAGCACGCACAAGCUGAUUCUCAAGGAGGUGACUGCGGAGCUCUCCGGGCAGUACUCUUGCAAAGUUUCCAAUGAUCUGGGUGAAGAUUCCUGCCAGGCCACGUUUACCGUGAAAAGGAAGCCCCGUAUCACCAAGAGCCUCGUCGACAUGACGGUGGACAAAGGUCAGACCCUCAAGCUUGAGGUCGAAGUAGAAGGCUGUCCAGAACCCACGGUAAAAUGGUACAAGGAUGGCAAGGAGAUCACCACUGACGCGAGAAUCAAGAUCGAAAGGGAUACCCAGAGACUGGAAAACUACAAUCUAACCGUGACAUUAGUGAAAGAAGAAGAUGGUGGCGAGUACGAAGUGAGGGCAGAGAACGAGAUGGGCGACGUAUCGUCCAAGAGCACAGUUACUAUACACACAAAGUUAAUACACACGAGACUAUCAAAGGAAAUUAUCGAAAAUGAAUUAGAAGAAGAAAUGAAAAAACCUCUCUUGGAAGAAGAUGUGGCUGAAAAACAGGCGGCGGUAAAAGAUAAAACAAAAACAGAAACGGCUGAGGAGAAAUCAUUUUGGGAUGAAGAUGAUGGUGCUAAAGCCAAAAAACCAGGAGCUACAGAAGUCGAUGAUUCCAAACCAGAGAAAGCUAAGAAAUCAGCAACAGAACCUGAAGUUGCUGAGGAGAAAUCAUUCUGGGAUGAGGACGAUGGUGCUAAAGCUAAAAAACCAGGUGCUAAAGAAGUCGAUGAUUCAAAACCAGAGAAAGCUAUGAAAUCAGCAACAGAACCUGAAGUUGCUGAGAAGAAAUCAUUCUGGGAUGAGGACGAUGGUGCUAAAGCUAAAAAAUCUAAAGCUAAAGAAGUCGAUGAUUCGAAACCAGAAAAAGCUAAGAAAUCGGUAACGGAACCUGAAGUUGCCGAGGAAAAAUCAUUCUGGGAUGAGGACGAUGGUGCUAAAGCUAAAAAAUCUAAAGCUCAAGAAAUCGAUGAUUUGAAACCAGAGAAAGCUAAGAAAUCGGUAACAGAACCUGAAGUUGCCGAGGAAAUAUCAUUUUGGGAUGAAAACCACAACGAAAAAGAAAAACAGCCGAUCAUUGAAGAGGUGGAAGAGAGCCAAGUUGGUAAGAAAGAAGUCACCAAGCCUGAAAUCAUAGAAGAAAUUCCCGUGGAAGAAGAAUUUGUGACCCCCAAAAAAGCCACAAAGGAAUCCGCUCAAGAACCUUUGAGUGCAGAAAGUGAAGGCCGCGUGUUCGAAACAGUAACAACCUUCAAGAGAGGCGAUGAUGGCAGUAUAGUUAUGUCUAAAGUCAGUAGCAGCAGGUCUCACGGCGCGAUCAUUACAGGUCCAGCCGAAACUCGAACGUUACACAAAAUGACAUCCACGGCAGUAUAUUACGAUGAUGACGACUUUAGCAGAAGGAUUAUACCUCCUAACAAACCACAUAAAACAUCUUUAGAAGUAGAGGAGAUUGCUAGUCACAGUUACUUUUUAACUGAACUUGGGCAGUUAACAAUUCCUGAUCAUGUACGUAGAGGCGUUUACGGUAUCAUUGAAGAACCAGCAACAGAUUCAGAAUGCGAGAAUAGCUCCGUUAGAGGCAGACAUCAAUCUAAUCGAACCAUGUCUAUUAGAUCUGUCUCAGAAGAUGACACUAGCUGGCAAAAUGAACCACUGUCCAGAGAAAUCUCCAUCGAAGACCUUUCUAAGUCCAUAUUCGAUAUCGAUGAAACUAGAAAAGUUUUCAGCAAAGAUUCAUACGUACGUCAAUCAUCGUUCCAAGAAGAAUAUUUCACUGAUGAUGGGGAAGAAGCCUUUGUCGUCAAGGAAACUUCACAAAAAGUCUACGAAAAUGACAUAACAGAAAGACUAAUUCAUAUUUCGAGGGAAUUUGAUGAUGAAUGUAGAAACAUUGAAAAUAAAAUUGAAGAUGUGAAAAGUAGGAUAAUGGAGGAACUAGUUCUUGCGCCCUUGAAGAACUUAGAUAACUUAACGAAAAAUGUAACAGAAACUAGUUUUGAGAGGAAGAAAAAGCAUGUUCCUAACCUUCACGCUGUAGAAGAGGAGGACGACGAACUGGAAGCGCUUUUGAGACGUAGUCAACGGCAAAGGAGUAUACUAGAUGAUAUACUUAAUCAGGAAGAUGAAAAAGCGCCCCCCAUAGUCAAAGAUAACAACUUCAAAGACCAGAGCGUGUACGAGUCUCUCCCUCUGUGCUAUACAGUCACGGCCAUCGGAGUACCUAAACCUACUGUGCGCUGGCUCCACGACGGCAAAGAAGUUAAGCCCUGCAAGCGAGUCCACAUCUCCAACGAAGGCGAUGUCUACAAACUGGAGAUCGACAGUCUCCUCAUGUCUGAUGGUGGCAAAUGGCAGUGUGAGAUCAGUAACGACGCUGGCAAGAAAGUGCUGAAGGCUGAGUUAUCUGUUGCUUCUGUCAGUGAAUUCCGCAAGCCAAUCUUCACGACGCCCCUCGAAGCCCAAAGAGUGAUGCAACGUGAGCCUGUCACCAUGAAGGCUGUCUGCACAGCCGAUCCACAACCUCAUGUGUCCUGGCUGUUGAACGGCGUGGAACUUACCCCUGAUGCUACGGUGGUAACGACCGCUGAUGCUAAGGAAACUGAGCAUGGCCUGAAGGAGUGCACGUUCACUCUUUCUAUACCCACUGGUCGCCAUUCCGACACUGGCGUCUACACCAUCCAAGCUAAAAACCAGUACGGCGUUGGUGAGAGCUCAGCGCGUCUGGACAUCUUGCUGCGCCCUGAGAUUGAGGGUCUCAAGGACAUCACUACUACGCCCUUCGAGCAGAUCACAUUCGUCGCUUGCAUCCAUGCCAACCCUAUUGCUGAGGUUAAAUGGAGCAAAGAUGGUGUCGUAAUCCUGCCGUCCGUGAAGAACAUCGAUAUCGUCGAAGAUCGUUUCACCGAGAACUUCCAGCUUACCAUCAAGAAGGUGGGAGUAGCCGAUGGCGGUAAAUACACGUUGACUGCUACCAACGAGUUCGGAGAGACAGCAGCGCACGCUACCCUUACUGUGCACACCGGAGAGCCCGUCUUCACCAAGCCCCUCCAGAAGCAAACAGUCAAGGACCAUGAAACCGUGACCCUCAAGGUCCGCUGCGACGGCGUGCCCAAGCCCGAAGUCCACUGGUUCAAAGACGGUCAGGAGAUCAAGAAUGAUGAGAGGCAUACGAUUACCACGGAGGUUGGGGGACAAGUGGAUAGCGAGCUGGAGAUUAAGGACUUUGAUUCUAGUGAUUCUGGAAAGUACAAAGUCCGCGCCGUUAGCUUAGCGGGCGAAGCGUUCUGCGAAGCUCCCAUCUCCCUUGCACAGUCCGCGCCAGGCUUUGCACACAGACUGGAAAGGCAGAAGGAUGUGGAUGAAGGCGAGCCUCUGGAACUCAAAGCCAAGUUAGAUGGCAGCCCUAUUCCCACCGCCAAAUGGUUCAAAGACGGCAUCGAGCUAUCACCCUCAGACACGCGCGUGAAGCAAGUCGCCCUACCCGACGGCACGGUCAAACUGAGCAUCGAACAAGUGACCCCUUCGGACUGCGGAGCCUAUAAGCUAGUGAUCACUAAUCCUAAUGGAGACGACUCUUCAUUGUGUGCUGUCGCUGUUAAUCCGACCCCACGCAAGCCAUCGUUUAGCAAGGAACUGGAGGACGUGAAGGCGGUGGCCGGACAGCCGUUGAAACUGGAGGCAUGCGUCAUGGCCUUCCCUGCGCCUGAAGUCAAAUGGUUCAAGGAUGGUCACCCGAUCCGUCCAUCGCAAGCGAUCAACUUCAUCAACCAGCCUGGAGGCAUAAUCGGAUUGGUGGUAGACAGCUGCAAGCCUGAAGAUGCUGGUGUCUACAGUCUGACUGUCACCAACAAGCUUGGAGACAUCAGCUCUAAGGCCAAGGUUGAGGUUGCACAGAAGGAGAAGAAGCCAGCAUUCAUUGCGGAGUUGCAACCGGCGAAGGUUAUUGAGGGCUUCCCUGUAAGAAUGGAAGUGAAAGUUCUCGGACAUCCGCCACCAACCAUCAAAUGGACCCACAACGGCAAAGAAAUCGUCCCAGACGGCACCCACAUUAAAAUCGUGGCGCAGCCUGAUGGUACCCACGCCCUGUUGAUCGACAAGGCUACCGCAGAAGAUGGCGGCGACUAUGGAGUCAUUGCUGUUAACGAUCAGGGCGAAUCUGCCAGCAACGCGAAACUAAGUGUUGCCAGCCGUCAAGACGACUCGUCCCCACAAGAGCGCCCGCAGUUCAUCCACGGUCUGCGCGACGUGACCGCCGAGGAGGGCCAGCCCUUCAGCAUCAGUGCGCCGUUCGUUGGCAACCCCAUCCCUGAAGUUACUUGGAUGAAGGACGGAGUGCCUUUGAAGCCUAGUGAAAAGAUACAGCUAACUUGCGAUGGGAAACGUGUUGGCCUGGAGAUCACACCUAUGGACAUCCCCGACGCCGGCGUAUAUUCCGUGAAACUCGUGAACCCUCUGGGCGAAGACACCACGCAGGGCAAAAUCGAUGUCCGCAAGGUCUACCAACCGCCUAGGUUCUCGCAGAAGUUUACCGACCUGCAACAGCUCCCAACCUUCGACGCGAAAUUCCCCGCGCGCGUGACCGGCGUUCCAGCCCCCGACAUCACCUGGUACAAGAACGGAUCUCCCAUCUACGAAUCCGAGAAAUACCACAUGAAGCGUGAUGGUGAUGCUUGCUGCCUCUAUGUGAGGAAUCUGGAGCUGGGUGAUUCCGGGACGUUCAAAUGUGUUGCGAAGAACAGGGAGGGAGAGGCUUCAUGUGAAGCUGCUCUUGAAGUUGUGGACAAGAUUGGCAAAAGGCAAAAGAUUGAACCACCAGCGUUCUUAAAGAAGAUCGGCGACUGCGAAGUAUACCGCGGCAUGGGCGCCAAGUUCACCGCCUGUGCCACGGGCACUCCAGAUCCUGACGUCGAAUGGUUCCGUAAUGAUGAAAAGCUGUUCCCUUGCGAGCGUAUCCGUAUGGACAAGGAAAGCACAGGCCUUCUACGGUUGACCAUCAGCGGUAUCGACCCGAGCGACGUGGGCACUUACAAGUGUCGUAUUUUCAACCCUCAUGGAGAGGCCUCUUGUACCGCCCAGCUCUCUUAUGACACCUUGGAGCCUCGUCAGAGCAAGAAGCCUAUCUCCGACCAGUACUCGGACUUCGACAAGAUGAAAAAGACUGGUGUACCCAUGCCACUGGCUGAUAAACCGAUUAUUUCUCGUAUGACUGACCGAAGAUUGACGUUGUCAUGGAAGCCAUCUAUCCCGCACGGACCGCGUUUCCCUGUCACUUAUCAGGUGGAAAUGUGCGAGCAGCCCGACGGCGACUGGUUCACCGCUCGCACCGGCCUCCGCUCCUGCGUCUGCGACAUCAGCAACCUCGAGCCCUUCCGCGACUACAAGUUCAGGAUCCGGGUCGAAAACAAAUAUGGCAUCUCCGAUCCUUCACCCUACGCUAUCACCUAUCGCGCUAAACUGGAACCUGACCCACCUAAGUUCAUUCCUUAUCUUGAACCUGGCAUUGAUUUUAGACCAGAGACUUCUCCAUACUUCCCUAAGGACUUUGAUAUUGAAAGACCUCCGCAUGACGGUUAUGCUCAAGCACCACGAUUCCUUAGACAGGAACAUGAUUCCCAGUAUGGUGUGAAGGGACAUAAUGUUAAUCUGUUCUGGUUCGUGUAUGGGUAUCCGAAGCCGACGAUGACGUAUUACUUCAAUGAUGAACCGAUUGAGAUUGGAGGACGGUUCGAUUGGAGCUACACGAGGAAUGGGCAGGCUACGCUGUUUAUCAACAAGAUGCUUGAACGCGACGAGGGCUAUUACGAAGCCGUGGCCACCAACGAGCAUGGCCAAACCCGCCAGCGAGUCCGUCUCCAACUGGCCGAGUACCCCACCUUCAUCAAACGUCCCGAAGAAACUGUUGCGCUGCAACGCCGCAGUGCCAGGAUCGAGGCUAGGGUCACUGGAGUGCCUUACCCUGAGAUCAAGUGGUAUAAGGACUGGCAGCCGCUCGCAGAAAGUUCUAGGAUCAAGAUGAAAUUCAUCGAGCCCGACACCACGAUCCUGGUGAUCAACGACGUGAUCCUGAAAGACGAGGGUCUGUACUCCAUAUCCGCGCGCAACGUGGCUGGUUCCGUCAGUUCAUCCGCCAUGCUACACGUUGAAGAGGAGGAGCAUGAAUAUUCUAACAGGAUCCGCGAGCACCCGCCCCGCAUCAAGCCGUCGACCAAACCGUUCGGAGACUUCUACGACCUCGGAGACGAACUGGGUCGCGGCGUACAAGGCGUCGUAUACCAUGCCGCUGAGAGACUCACGGGUCGCAACUACGCCGCCAAGAUCAUGCACGGCCACUCCGCCCUGAAGCCGUUCAUGAAGAACGAGCUCGAGAUUAUGAACCAACUCAACGAUAUCCACCUCAUCCGUCUUCACGAUGCUUAUGAACACGACCACACACUGGCGCUGGUUACCGAGUUGGCCGGAGGCGGCGAACUCGUCAGAGACAGACUGCUUCGCAGCACUGGUUACACGGAGAGCGACAUCGCCGGCUACAUCAGGCAGCUGCUCAGAGGACUCAAGUAUAUGCACGAUAACAGCAUCGCUCACUUGGGUCUUACGAUUGGAGAGCUCCUUUUGUCUCACGUUGGUUCCGACCAGCUGAAGAUCUGCGACUUUGGCCUCUCGCGUAAAAUCAUGUUCAACAAGCUGGCUUCGCUGGAUUAUGGCUUCCCUGAAUACGUUGCACCUGAGGUCGCCAGCGGUGAAGGCGUCUCAUACAACGCCGACAUGUGGAGCGUCGGCAUCAUCACCUACAUCCUGCUGAGCGGACACUCUCCCUUCCGAGGAAUUAACGAUCGGGAAACCCUCAUCAGGAUCCGGGAUGGGAAGUGGGACUGGCAUGAUGAGGAGUGGUGGUCGAGACUUAGCCUGGAAUGCCGAGACUUCAUCUCAAAGCUGCUGGUAUACCGCUGGGAGGACAGGAUGGACGUAAACGCGGCCCUGAACCACCCCUGGCUGACCGGAGCCGACAGGAUCCGAUCGGACGAGUACAUCAUCAGCACGGAUCGGCUGAGGAACUACUACAACUUAUACAGAGACUGGACCAGCAACGCUCAAUGCCGCAACUGGUUCAGACGUAAGCCUCUAAGUGGUGCCUUCGAACAUCCGUCCAAGAUGGUCUACCCGCCCGGAGAGAUCUACACACCUGAAGGCACGCCGGAGCGCUCGUCGCGCGACCGCGGCGGCAGCCCGUGGGACCUCAAGUUCAAGCAGUGGGAACAUCCCGACUGGGAGGUCACCGCCACUUCCGAGAGCCAUUACCAGAAUGGGCCAGACACAUACCUGCUGCAGCUGCGUGACGUCAGCUUCCCGGUUCGUCUACGCGAGUACAUGAAGGUCGCCUGCAACCGCUCCGUUGCGUACAAUCUCAGCGUCAACGACUCUUACGAUCCUAGGACACCCAUUAUCCGCGAGCGCCGUCGCUUCACCGACAUCAUGGACGAGGAGAUCGACGACGAGCGCCGCGAGCGCAUCAACAACUACGGCACCGAGUCCUACACCAUCCGACGACUCCGACACGAGCUCGGCACGAGACUCGACAGCUAUGCGGAGGCCCAGGCCUUCAUGGAGUCCAAGAAGGACGGACAACUGCCGUUCUUUAGGGAGAAACCGCAAAUAUUACCCAUCAGGGAGGGUGAACCUGCACAGUUCUCGUGCUUCGCCGUCGGUGACCCGAAGCCAAGCGUCCAAUGGUUCAAAAACGACAUGGUCAUCGCCGAAGGCAACCGCAUCAAGAUCGAGCAGGACGAGGAGGGACGCUCCACCAUCAAGUUCGAGCCCGCCAUGCACCACGAUAUCGGCUUCUAUAAGGUUGUCGCUAGAAAUAAAGUUGGACAGACAGUCGCAAGGACCAGAAUCGUUGAAGCGACAACGCCCGAUGCUCCCGACAGUCCUACAGCAGCUGAUGUUUCAGACACCGAGGUCCUACUCCGAUGGAAGCAGCCUAAAUACGACGGAAACUCUGCAGUAAUUUGCUACAAUUUACAGUAUAAGGAGGGCGACAGUAUUGAGUGGCAUGACGUAGCUUCCAACAUAGACCACGAAUUCUACGUCGUCAGAGACCUAAAACCGAAUACCAGCUACCAAUUCCGUUUGGCAUCUAAAAAUAGAAUCGGCUGGAGCGACAAGGGAAUUCCGACCAACUUAGUCAAGACUAUGGAAGCUGGCGCACCUAAAAUCGAAAUCACAAAAGCCAUGAGGCAUUUACAGCAAAUCACAGAGUCCGGAGAAGAAGUUGUUUUGGAUGAAGAUAGGCCUAAGCUCAAUUACGAAACUGAAGAGAAUCCUAUCGAAUGGGAAUCCUCAGACAACUUCACUGAACGCUACAGCUUCAUAUCUGAACUCUGGCGCGGAAAGUUCUCAAUCGUAGUCAAAGGUGUCGACAAACGCAACGACAGCGUAGUAGUAUCAAAAAUCUUAGAAUACAAACCAGAAACAGAGGUCCUAAUUAAGAGGGAAUUCGAAUGCCUAAGACGAUUAAGGCAUGAAAGAAUAUCGAACCUUAUAGCCGCUUACCAAGCGCCUGGCUCGCCUGUAGCGGCUUUCAUUAUGGAGAAACUCCAAGGCGCUGAUAUCCUCACCUACUUAUCUAGCAGACACGAUUAUUCUGAACAGAUGGUAGCGACAAUAGUCACUCAGAUUCUCGACGGUCUUCAGUACUUGCACUGGAGGGGCUACUGCCACUUGGACCUUCAGCCUGACAACGUAGUCAUGGCGUCAGUCAGAUCCAUCCAGGUGAAAUUGAUCGAUUUUGGCUCAGCACAUAAAGUCACGAAGCUUGGUACGAGCGUGCCGCAGGUCGGAGAUUUGGAUUACAAAGCCCCCGAGAUCGUCACGGACGAGCCCGCGUUCCCGCAGACCGACAUCUGGUCCCUCGGCGUCCUGGCGUACGUCCUGCUGUCCGGAGUGUCGCCGUUCCGAGGGGUCGACGACGCGGAGACUAAACAGAACAUCGCCUUCGUGCGGUACCGGUUUGAGCAUCUAUACAAGGAGAUCACACAGGAGGCGACCAGGUUCCUAAUGUUCCUGUUCAAGAAGGUCCCGCUAAAGAGACCAACGGCUGAGGAAUGCCACGAGCACCGAUGGUUGACACAGUCAGACUUCAUGAACAAGAAGCGCGAGAGAGCAGUCUUCUUAGGCAACAGACUAAAGGAAUUCUCCGACCGAUACCACGAGAGAAAAGCCGCCGAAGCGGCUCAAGUGGAUAUGUCUGCCACCGUGUCCUCCGCCUUCGGGCAGGCGCGGCGGCUCAUGCGGUCCAACAGCAUCCAAGAAGAGUUGCAGACCAACUUCCAGAGCCACUAGGGCAUCAACUUCAGUCUGUACUGUUAAGGCUGGCGGUCAAAGGAAAACCGAUCAUAUAUCAAGUCACAUGAUGUAAGAAGUUGCGUGACUCACAGCGAGAUUUAGGAUUUACUUAAUAUGUAAAAAUGAUCUUUUAAUAUUUUGAACGCCAAUGGCAACGAAUGGCAUUAGCCUUAACAGUACAAUGUUAAGAAACCGGUUGAGAAACAAUAUCAAAUCAAAUUAAUCUACUGUGAAUCAUUGAAAAGGCUUCAAAAUGCAGGUGUAAGUCCCGAUGUCCCUUUAAUAGGACAAAAUCAAAUGGAAUUUUGAACAAUAAUGGAAUAAAAGAAGGUUCCACAUUCAAAACUGCAAAUGACUGGAACUUAGGAGGAUAAAUCUAGAAAACGAGGGUUUGGUGUUGUUUUUCAGCCUCUGUAUUUAAUUUUUACGCCUACCAAAAUUACCCCAAAAUAUCCCUCCAUAGGCUGAAACGGUAAACUCAUACUCGGAGUACGAAUAAAAUUUGACAUAACCUAUUCGGACUUUUCUAAUCAGGGUUGCCAGAAAGGGGUUUAACGUGAUAUUUCCAAGUGUCAUUCAUCAUCAUCAUCAAAAAGUCUAGUCAUGAAGGAGUUUUGUUACGGCAGUUUUGUUACUUUGUUAAGCUAUUUAUUGUAUACAAUUUUUACUAUUUAUUAUAUUUAUACUAAUUCGUAUGGUGCUCCAGUAUUAAUGUGAUUAAUAAAGGGCAUUCAUUUGC